This is a messenger RNA of Fusarium oxysporum Fo47, 321 nucleotides long. RefSeq lists its product as uncharacterized. The annotation marks the transcript as partial. The record is from RefSeq and is a predicted model, not a curated record. The transcript has 2 exons. NCBI's taxonomy places the organism in Eukaryota, Fungi, Ascomycota, Sordariomycetes, Hypocreales, Nectriaceae.
CGUUUCGACCCCGAGGCAGUCGCUGAAGCCAUCAACACCCUCGCUCAGCAGGGGAUCCUCUUCAAGAAUGAGGUCGAAGCGGCCCAGCGCCCUCGUGACGGUGUCGAAGACCUCCUCCGUCAAAUGGGGGCACAACUGGGCGGCAUCAACACUCGUCUCCGAAUUCUUGAAGGCAGUGUCAAUCGCAUGGAAGCAACCAUCUGCAUUGCAGUUCGCGAGCUUGGAGCCCUUCUGGAAGUCCUCGGCGUGCGCUGCAAUAGAACUGCUGAGCGCAAGCGAGCUGCUUUCUUCAAUGCCAUUGGCACAACACUCAUGGCGCAC